Molecule: messenger RNA, 444 nt
Organism: Miscanthus lutarioriparius
Lineage: Eukaryota; Viridiplantae; Streptophyta; Magnoliopsida; Poales; Poaceae
Source: the annotation of a GenBank genome assembly
AUGAAGCUUCAGCCCUUGGCAGGCUCUUUGUUGAGAUCCGUGAUAUCAAGGAGGAAUUGGAGAGCAUGCAAUCUUUCCUACAAGGAGCCGAGAGAUUCAAAGAUACUGACAACAACACUGCCAACUUUAUCAAGAAGAUUCGUGGCCUUGCUUUCGAUCGAUGAGUUCAUCUACAAGAUGGAGGACAAGCAUGGUAGUUUUGCUGCAAAGAUGAAGCGCUGGAUUAAUCGUAUUUGGACAUGGCGACGUCUCACGUCCAAAUUGCAAGAGAUCAAACUAAAACUAGAGAACGUUGAUAAGAGAAAUGUUCGAUAUGACAUGAGAGGAAUUGCUAGAGAAGAUGGAAGCAGUGAUGCUCCUUGUAGAUCUACCGACCAGAUUUCUUACUUCCCCAAAGAGGAACAUCUUGUGGACAUUGAUGAAAACAAGGAGUUGUUGAUAUGA